CGGAACAGCUCAAGACGAAGAACGAUAGCAGGAGCUGCCGGGGAGUUAUAGCGGUUAGAGGAGUGAAGAGUGCAAAUGGGAAAGAGCGGAAAGAAGUCGAAGGCCUUCCAAAGGCAACGUGGCGUUCCUCGUGGAGACGGCUCUGAUGUCUUGCCUUCUUCUGCUUAUGAUCUUUCUGGGGACCAACAAGAACGCGGCGGUGGAGCAGAUGGAGAGGCCGAAGAGGAAGAUAGCAACGGAGGUGGAGGUGCGGAUGUGGUAGAAAACGAGACGUCAGUGGGCGCUUUGUCUAAGUUCGAUCUCUACCAGCAAUCUGUUCAGCGGCCGAAGGGAGACAUAAGCUACUUGCAGAAGUUCUUUCUGAUUUAUGUGGGGGGAAGACGGCCGCUGUACUUACAAGAAGAUUUCUGUGGUACCGGUUUUCUUAG
This is a messenger RNA of Phalaenopsis equestris, 428 nucleotides long. RefSeq lists its product as uncharacterized. The record is from RefSeq and is a predicted model, not a curated record. Lineage: Eukaryota; Viridiplantae; Streptophyta; Magnoliopsida; Asparagales; Orchidaceae. The annotation marks the transcript as partial. The transcript is spliced from 2 exons.